Molecule: messenger RNA, 1739 nt
Organism: Spodoptera litura
Lineage: Eukaryota; Metazoa; Arthropoda; Insecta; Lepidoptera; Noctuidae
Product: spermine oxidase
Molecular function (GO): polyamine oxidase activity
Source: RefSeq, a predicted model, not a curated record
CUUGUUGAAUGAAAUGUCAAAUUGUGAUUUUGCUUGAAUUGGCGAUAAUUUAAAAAUACACAUUGCUCGUUAUCUCUUUAGAUAAGAAAACCCCUAGACAAGUGGAGGAUUAUAUAAGAUUUGCUGGAUUAUAUUAUUUAUUGAGCUGUUGUGUUUACACGUGGACGUUAAGACAUUUAUUAUAACCUACAGUUCUCAUAUUUUAUUAUUGUGUUGUUGAUUCGUAUCAAAGGUGCAUUGUGUGAGAUUGAGCGAAACUUUUGAACAGAGCCAACUUUUUAGAGGUCAAAAUAAUCGACUAAAGAAUUGUUUUUUUUUAAACGUUUCCGGUUAAUUGAUCGAAAUGCCGGCUGCAUACGACACGAUAAUCAUCGGCAUGGGAGCGGCUGGAUGCACCGCUGCCUCUACUCUCAGCAAGGCUGGGAAGAAGGUCCUAGCUCUGGAGGCUAUGGACAGGAUCGGGGGCAGGGUCAACACGGUGCCUUUUGGAGACGGCGUCGUUGAAGUAGGAGCUGAGUGGAUUCACGGCACAGAACAGUCGAGAGUGUACAACUUAGCGAUACAAAAUAAUGUGUCAGUGCUACCCCAGGACAUUGAUUUUGAGGUGUACCGGUCAGACGGGAGCAUUGGAGAUAAGAAGGUUCUGAAUGAGCUGUUGACUUUCAGCCUUAGCGUUAUCGAUGAUCCUCCUGAAACACCCGAACCUUUAGGACAAUUUAUUACGAGACGCCUAAAAGACUACAUGAAAGAGAAAUACCCAGCGCUAUUGGCCGACCAGGACUUCAUAGACAAUUUACUCGAGUUUCUAGAUUUAGUCAUAGACAAUUACGAAUCAUCUAACAGUUGGAACGAAGUGUCCACAGAGUCAAAAUACACAGAACUUGGCGGGUACCAACACAUGAGCUGGCAUAGACAUGGGUAUAAGACCUUGUUUGAAAUCUUAUUGAAUACCUACAACAACGGCCCGGGCUACCCGAACCUAGACAUCAAGUUGAAAAAGGAAGUCACCCAAAUAGCCUGGCCUCAGGAUCCCACACAAGACGUGGUGGUCUACUGCAAGGACGGAAGCAGUUACAGAGCCAAAAAUGUGAUCGUCACCGUCUCCUUGGGAGUUCUGAAGGAAAGGCAUUCAUCGCUAUUUUCACCAAGUUUACCGAAAGAGAAAACCGAAGUAAUUCAAAAUUUAGGCAUAGGUGUGGUGGAUAAGGUCGUUUUUCUAUUUCCUAAACCUUGGUGGCCGGAUACGGAGACAUUUCAUGGAUUCGUUUGGAACGGUGCUGAUAGAGCGACCGUCUCUAAAGACGAUAGUUGGAUUACUAAGAUAUUUGGGGUCAGCACGCCUUUGGGGUCGUCGACAGCAUUGACGUUAUGGACUAGCGGGGAGGGCGCCAAGCUGGUUGAAACUUUACCCGAAGACGUAGUAAAGAGGAAAGCUAUGGAAUUGAUCAGACGAUUCAUGGGAAAGAACAGGACUAUUCCGGAACCUAUAGCGAUGUUACGCUCGUCAUGGUACUCAAAUCCCUACACUCGAGGUAGCUACACGUACGACAACCUCUCCACACCACAAUACCCCCACGCAAGGGCUACUUUGGCGGAGCCCCUUGUAGACAGCAGUGGAGCCCCGAGAGUCCUGUUCGCAGGCGAAGCAACUGAUAACACUCAUUUCUCGACGGUUCACGGAGCAACUGACACAGGAUUCAGGGAAGCUAACAGGCUAUUGACUAAGGCCAAAUUGUAAA